Messenger RNA from Mercurialis annua (annual mercury), 1707 nucleotides. Its product is annotated as 3-ketoacyl-CoA thiolase 2, peroxisomal. Gene Ontology annotation, biological process: phenylacetate catabolic process; fatty acid beta-oxidation. The record is from RefSeq and is a predicted model, not a curated record. The transcript is spliced from 14 exons. Gene Ontology annotation, cellular component: peroxisome. Bases 141 to 1529 code for a protein of 462 amino acids. NCBI's taxonomy places the organism in Eukaryota, Viridiplantae, Streptophyta, Magnoliopsida, Malpighiales, Euphorbiaceae. Gene Ontology annotation, molecular function: acetyl-CoA C-acyltransferase activity.
UGCGUUUCCCAACCUCCCUAAUUUAUACACAUAACCGCCAAAUCUUUAUAUAAAAGGUAACGAAACCUCUCGCACUAAUUUCUUGAUCGCUAGAAAAAAAAAAUUCCAAAUCGAAAUCAAUUCUCUCCGAUCAAAUAAUUAUGGAUAGAGCAAUCAACAGACAAAAAGUUCUUCUCGAUCAUCUCCGUCCUUCAUCUUCUUCACAUAAUCACGAGGCCUCUCUCUCUGCAUCGGCUUGUUUAGCUGGAGAUAGCGCCGCUUAUCAGAGGACAUCGGUUUAUGGAGAUGACGUCGUGAUUGUGGCAGCUUAUAGAACUCCGUUAUGCAAGUCUAAACGUGGCGGUUUCAAGGAUACUCAUGCCGAUGAUUUACUUGCUCCUGUUUUGAAGGCAUUGAUAGAGAAAACAAAUUUGAACCCAAGUGAAGUUGGGGAUAUUGUUGUGGGAACAGUGUUGGCUCCAGGAUCUCAAAGAGCAAGUGAAUGCAGAAUGGCUUCAUUCUAUGCGGGUUUUCCUGAAACUGUACCAGUUAGGACCGUCAACAGGCAAUGUUCUUCAGGGCUUCAGGCAGUUGCUGAUGUAGCUGCCGCUAUCAAAGCAGGGUUUUAUGACAUUGGUAUUGGAGCCGGUUUAGAGUCAAUGACAGUUAACCCAAUGUCUUGGGAUGGAGAUGUGAAUCCAAGAGUUAAGGCUUUUGAGCAAGCCCAAAACUGCCUUCUGCCUAUGGGUGUAACUUCAGAAAAUGUUGCUCAUCGUUUUGGAGUGACUAGACAGGAGCAGGAUCAGGCUGCAGUUGACUCUCAUAGGAAGGCUGCUGCUGCUACAGCUACUGGAAAAUUCAAGGAUGAAAUAAUUCCUGUGGCAACUAAGAUUGUUGACCCAAAAACUGGGGAAGAGAAACGUGUCACUGUGUCCGUUGAUGAUGGAAUUCGGCCAAAUGCAUCAUUGUCAGAUCUUGCGAAACUGAAAGCUGUGUUUAAGAAAGAUGGGACCACCACUGCAGGUAAUUCUAGCCAAGUAAGUGAUGGUGCCGGGGCUGUGUUGCUUAUGAAGAGAAGUGUUGCUAUGCGUAAGGGGCUGCCCAUCCUUGGAGUAUUCAGGACUUUUGCUGCUGUUGGUGUGGAUCCUGCCAUCAUGGGCGUUGGCCCAGCUGUCGCCAUUCCUGCUGCAGUGAAGGCCGCUGGUCUAGAACUUAAUGACAUUGAUCUUUUUGAGAUAAAUGAGGCCUUUGCUUCUCAGUUUGUUUAUUGCCGAAAGAAGUUGGAGCUAGAUCCUGAGAGGAUUAAUGUCAAUGGAGGUGCAAUGGCUAUUGGACACCCUCUGGGUGCAACUGGUGCUCGAUGUGUCGCCACUCUACUUCAUGAGAUGAAACGCCGUGGUAGAGACUGCCGAUUUGGUGUUGUGUCCAUGUGCAUUGGUACGGGAAUGGGAGCAGCUGCUGUGUUUGAAAGCGGAGAUGUUUGUGAUGACUUCAGCAAUGCCCGGAAAGUAGCAACCAAUAAUCUGUUAUCAAAGGAUGCUGUGGUUUAGAUGAUGGCUAUUGCUUAUUUAAAAGAACCUGAGCAAUAAAAUUAUGGUGGGAGUUUCACUCUAAUAAAACUAGUGUAAUAAGGCGUUUUUUUUUAUAUAUUCUUUGAAGAAAAAGUUAAACGAAAUACGGAAAUUAUAUUUCUUUAUUAAAUUUUAAUAUAAUUCAGUUUCUUUGGUA